GAAAUUCCACAAUUCUCAUUGUUCUCAGUGGUGUGAUAAUGAUCAUAAAUUUCAGUUCUGCAAAGGGCUUGAUCACUUUCCAGAUGAGCUUGUGUACCUUCACUGGCAGGGCUAUCCAUACGGUUGCCUGCCAUUAGAUUUCAAUCCAGAGGAACUUGUCGAUCUUAAUCUGCGUUAUAGCCACAUCAAACAACUGUGGGAAGAUGAGAAGAAUACAGAAAUUUAAGAUGGGUCGACCUCAGUUGGUCAAAAGACUUGCUGAAUUUAUCAGGUUUGUCCAGGGCCAAAAAUCUUGAAAGAUUGGAUCUCGAAGGCUGUACGAGUUUGGUUCUAUUGGGACCAUCAAUUGAACAGAUGAACAAACUUAUUUACCUGAACCUUCGAGAGUGCACAAGCCUUAAAAGUCUCCCAGAAGGAAUCAAUCUAAAAUCUCUCAAGACUCUGAUCCUCAGUGGCUGUUCAAACCUUCAGGAGUUUCAUAUUAUAUCAGAAAACAUUGAAUCACUUUAUUUGGAAGGCUCAGCAAUUGAACAAAUUGUUGAACACAUCGGGAGUCUUUGCAACCUUAUUUUGCUGAAUCUCAAGAAUUGUCGCAGGUUGAAGUAUCUUCCCAACGAUCUUUACAAGCUGAAAUCUCUUCAAGAACUGAUUCUCUCUGGUUGUUCAGCGUUGGAGAGUCUUCCACCCAUCAAAGAGGAGAUGGAAUGCUUAGAGAUUUUGCUUAUGGAUGGAACAACCAUCAAACAGACACCUGAAAAGAUUUGUUUGAGUAAACUCAAGAUGUUUUCGUUCUGUGGAUCUAGCAUCAAAGGUACCACUGGGUUGAUAUUGUUGCCUUUCUCAGGCAGCUCCUUUUUAUCGGACCUCUAUCUCACGAAUAGCUAUAUCGACAAAUUGCCAGAUAACUUUAGCUCCUUUCACUUGUUACGGUGUCUAUGCUUAAGCAGAAACAAUAUUGAGACUCUACCUGAAAGCAUUGAGAAACUUCAUUGCCUGUGGUUGCUUGACCUGAAACAUUGCUGCAAGCUCAAUUCUCUUCCAGUGCUUCCAUCUAGUCUACAGUAUGUAGAUGCUAACGGGUGUGUUUCUCUGGAAAAAAUCGCAAAACCAGUGACACUUCCCCUAGUAACUGAUAGGAUGCAUACUACUUUCAUUUUCACGGAUUGCUUCAAGCUGAACCGAUCUGAGCAGGAAGCUAUUGUUGCGCAGGCCCAACUCAAGAGUCAACUACUGGCAAGGACAUCUCUUCAACAUAAUCAUAAGGGACUAGUUCUAGAGCCUCUGGUUGCUGUUUGUUUUCCAGGAAAUGACAUACCCUCAUGGUUCUGCUAUCAGAGAAUGGGAUCUUCAAUAGAAACCGACCUGCUUCCACACUGGUGUAACAGUAAAUUUAUUGGAGCUUCCCUAUCUGUUGUUGUCUCCUUCAAGGAUAAUGAAGGUCAUCAUGCCAACCGUUUAUCUGUAAGAUGCAAGUGCGAGUUCAAAAAUCAAAACGGUCAGUCUAUCAGCUUUAGUUUCUGUCUUGGGGGAUGGAACGAGUCAUGUGGAUCAUCUUGCCAUGAAUCACGGAAACUUAGAUCUGACCAUGUGUUUAUCAGUUAUAACAACUGUAGUGUGCCAAUCUUGGAAUGGAGGGAAAAGAGUAAUGACAGUAAUAGAUGUCAUCCCACUAGUGCCUCAUUUGAGUUCUACCUUACAGAUGAAACUGAAAGGAAACUAGAAUGCUGCAAGGUGAUAAGGUGUGGUAUGAGUUUGUUAUAUGCUCCAGAUGAAAAUGAUCGUGGUUUCCAGGGAAUACGGGUUACAGACACUGUUGAGCGUACAUUUAGCGAGGCUCUUGUGACCAUUCGAGGUCAGUCCCACUCACGGAUUGAAGAAAGAAGAAAUGGCAAGAUAAGAGAUGAAAUCCUGGAUAUGAGUAUUUCCUCUAUAAUAGGAGGUCCCAGGUCUUGAAAAGAAAAUAAAAGGAACUUAAUGAUGACAUGUUGCAUUGUGUGUCAACGGGACUUCUAUCAACUUACCUGGUUGCAGCUUGACUUUGAGCUUAUCCUUGGAUGUGACUGGUUCGUUAAAAUUCGAAGCUGUGAUUGAUCAAGUCAUCACUAGACAACCAGUCCUUGCAUGGCUGCAUUGAACGGUAUUAUAUAGAACGGUGGACGAUCCAUCAACGGAUUCAAUAAUCUCUUGGUUCCCAGAUGGCAAGAGUUUCAUCGUUUGGAACGUGGAAGAGUUUUGCAGAGUUGUUAUCCCCAUGUUUGGGCUAACCGAGUUUCAAUUCUUUGCUUCCCGGCUAAAGACCUGUGGGUUUAGAAAAGUUGAUGAGUCUGAACAAAAAUGGGAAUACGCAAACGAUGAUUUUGUGAGAGGUAAACCUGAGCUUACGGUGGAGAUUGGAAAGUUUUGUCACAGGAAAACGUGUUACGUUUAAAGGAUUUCCACCAGAAGCUGCUUCCCCGGAAAUGAGGAUAGGUUUAGGGCUACUAUGGACAAGGAUAAAGCUUUAGCAAAGGGUCUAUCAAAACUCACUUUAAGGGACAGACUUAUAAAGGUCGAAUGAUUUCGUCGUUCUACAAAAUGUCCAAUACCAACCAUAUCGGAAUGUAGAUUGUACAAGGGAAUGUAGAAAUAAAGGAACAGAGGUGGGAAUGUUGUUGAUGUUGCUGCAAAGUGCAUGGUAUUGACUUUGUCAUGAUGAGGGGCAAUUGUUCUAGUGAAAAAGUAUUUAUUUGUGAUGAAUUAAAUAUCUAACUUUUAUUAAUUUUACAAAUAAUUAUGAAUUUUCAUUAAUUUUACUAAAUAAA
This is a messenger RNA of Camelina sativa (false flax), 2801 nucleotides long. The record is from RefSeq and is a predicted model, not a curated record. Lineage: Eukaryota; Viridiplantae; Streptophyta; Magnoliopsida; Brassicales; Brassicaceae.